CUGGAUUCAGUUCAUCUGAUCACCGUGUGCCCACUGGAGCGUCCACCGAAACGGCACCUGUUUCGAACAGCUUGAAAUGACCAUUUACACAGCUUUGUGUGGGGCAGUUCUGCUCUCUGCUGUUGUUUCUGUCCAGAGCGCUGACAAACACUCCCUGUUCUACAUAUACACCGCUUUAUCCAAACCCAUGGAUCUGCCAGGCAUCUAUGAGUUCACUGCGAUGGGUCUACUGGAUGACAGACAGAUUGACUACUACAAUAGUGAGCAACAGAAAAAGAUUCCUAAACAGCACUGGAUGGAAGAGAAAAUGCAGCAGGAUUACUGGGAAAAAGGCACUCAGUCCCGAAAGAGCAAAGAGCAGUGGUUUAGUGUCAAUGUCAACAUUCUGAUAGACCGAAUGAGACAAAAUAAGACAGAUCUCCAUGUUCUUCAGUGGAGACAUGGUUGUGAAGUUGAGAAUCAAGGAAAUGACACGAAGUUUUCCAAAGGCAUCGAUGAGUACAGCUAUGAUGGAGUGAACUUCCUGUCUUUUGAUGAUAAACAAUCUCAGUGGGUCGCUCCAGUUUUUGAAGCUCUCCAAACCAAGAGAAAAUGGGAUGACGUACCCAUCCUAAACCAGUACACCAAGGGUUAUCUGGAGAAAGAGUGUGUGGACUGGCUCAACCAGUUCAGAGAACAUGGAGACCAGGAGCUCAAAAAGAGCUCACCACCAGAGGUUUAUGCGUUUGCAAGGAAGUCUGUCAGUGACAAAAGCAAACUGAAACUCACCUGUCUGGCCACUGGCUUCUACCCCAAGGAUGUGACAUUGAAAAUAAGGAAAUAUCGAACAUCUCUGCCUGAAGAUCAGAUUGCUUCAUCAGGAGUCUUACCAAACCAUGAUGGAACAUUUCAGAUAAGGAAGAGUGUGGAAAUACUGGAGGAAGAAAAAGCAGAUUAUGAUUGUUAUGUGGCUCACAGAUCCCUUGAUGAACCCAUUAUCAACAAAUGGGAUGGAAAGUGUGGUGACUGCAAUCCAGUGACGGGCAUGGGUGUUAUCAUUGUAGUGGUGAUUGGAGCUGUGCUCGUAUUGGUUAUGAUCCUUAUAGUUUUCAUCUUAAAGAUGAAGGGCAUUUUUCCCAGAUCAGCUUCUCAUCGGGACAAGAGGACCCCUAUUGGACAAAAUGAAGUAUUGCCUCUGAAUGCAGCAGGCCAUGUGAAUUCUACUGUGAUACCUGUCGACAAUGUAAAUAAGCCUGAGGAGGGAGAGAGACUGCUUAAAGUUGGAUCAAAAGCAGGAAGUCAGGAGAGUGAUUUGUCUGACUCUGGAAAGGAGAGCAACUGCAGUGUAUCCUCGAUGGACAAAAAACCUGAUUUAUCAAAAGCAGGAAGUCAGGAGAGUGAUUUGUCUGACUCUGGAAAGGAGAGCAACUCCAGUGUAUCCUCUAUGGACAACAAAACUGGAACAGCAUAUGCUCUCAACUGAUUGAGAUUCACUAUUGCAGCAAAUCCCUUGAUUUCAGUGGUGCUGGUGUAGUUCAAGGACUUGAAGUUAAAGGGACGCUUCAUCAUGCACCCAAAAGAUUUCAUUAUAUUUUUCACUUUUGUUGCAACGCACACUGAUGUCGGCGUCAUGAAGUUUGGUGGUAUUUGUCAACAAUGCAAGCUCACAAUCAUAAUAUAAUGAGAUAUUUUCUUGAAAAAACUGCAUACUUAUCUUUAAUAGAGACUAUUUUGAUUCUUUGUUACCUCACAUUGUUGUUUUACUCUUUGGGUCUGUGAAAGAUUUCUUGAUCGUAACUGCAUUUACAACAUUAUGAAAUUACUAUGAGAGGUCUUCAUUUUUUUUUUUUUUUUACAUUGCUCUAAAUUUAUGCUAGUCUUUAAGAAAAGCUUAAACUUUUUAAUUAUGAUUAUUUGACUAUUUGUAAAGUUAUUAUUUUCCAUCAGCUAUUUGUCAAUUAUUGUACAGAGGUAUUGUUCCAAAAUAUUGUAAAAAAUCGUUUGUGGACUCCUUUCCAAAAAACAUUUAUUUAGAAGUUAUUGGUUUCUUAAAAUUAAAUUAACAUGUUAGGAUGACAUCAGCAUCGCAUGUAAAUGUCAUUGUUAUGACAGUUAUUGUGAAAGUUUUCUGAUAUUAAUCUGGUUCUGAAAUGCUUUUGAUGUCAAUAAAGUUGAGUGGGAUUUACUUUUUUUAUUAUUAUUUAUUU
Molecule: messenger RNA, 2186 nt
Organism: Xyrauchen texanus (razorback sucker)
Lineage: Eukaryota; Metazoa; Chordata; Actinopteri; Cypriniformes; Catostomidae
Product: zinc-alpha-2-glycoprotein-like
Exons: 12
Coding region: 77-1462 (461 amino acids)
Biological process (GO): immune response
Cellular component (GO): external side of plasma membrane
Source: RefSeq, a predicted model, not a curated record